AUGUUAGCGGCUGUAUUUUCAUGGUUUCUUUACAGCGGUAAGAAAGACUGGCAACACGUGGCUUCUACAGAUUAUGACAUUACUACGAUUUAUAGAACGACAAAUGAGUUUAAAGAAACAUAUAAGAAUGUCGGAUUCAAGGACCCGGAUUUUUAUAAGAAUUAUUCAAAAAAUAGCUACUCAAUUGAAAUACAUUCAAGAACAAAUGCCAUUGGACUACCAAUUUUUGAAGAAGUAGAGUCUUCACAUAAGAUACAUCCACGUCAGUCAAUUUCACAAAUUAAUAAGUUAGUGUUCUUAAAAUAUGACUUAUCUGAGAAUAAUAGUCAAAUUAAAUUUAAACAUUUUCCUAAAAAUUGGAAAAUCAACACUACUUCAUUAACUGGUAAGAUAUUAAAAAUAUAUUUCAUAUUUUUAACUUAUCAUUGUACAAGUGUUUUCGAGUAUAGAUAUGAAAUGCAAAAUAUACAUUAUAUACAUGAUUUUACGACAAUAUUUUCGGUACUUUGGACAGCAGAUGAAGUUCGUUCAGGUUUAUCAAUCACAUAUAUACAUACAGUAUCGUCUAAAAUGGAUAUUUACUUGGAUUUAACAUUUAAAAAUAAUUCGAUCAUACGUAUUACCAAAUUAUUAAAAUUUGAUGAUAUAAGAACAAUAACAUUUAAUAAUAUUAGUUUCAUUAAAAAUCAAGAAUAUAUGGUAUCGUUGCAAAUGAAAAUGAAUAAUGAUUAUUAUCAAAAAGGACGGUAUGAUUAUGUGUAUAAUGGAUUUUGGUUUGGACUAAUACGGAUAGCUGAAUCUUCAAAUUAUGAUGAAGAAGACGUUCGAAUUGUUCAUGGUUUUGAAGGUGAACCAAAGUCAUUUGACAUACUUGGAAACAAUAAAAAGUUUAAUAGAACCGAGAGUAUGUAUCAGAAAUCAGAAUGUUUAAACGGUGGAUACAAAUUACCUACAAUGAAUAAUUGUACUUGCCCUCCUGGAUUUAUAGGGAAUCUAUGUGAAACAGCAUGUGGACCAAAUUCAUACGGACUCGAUUGUAAAGGCGUUUGUUCUAUGCAUGACCAUGAAAUGUGUCGUGGUAUGUACAUGUGUACGAAAUUCGGAUGUACUUGUCCACCAGGUUUAACUGGUCCGUUGUGUAAUAUAGACUGUGCAACAGGUAAAUUUGGUGUUGAUUGCAGUCAAUUUUGUUCGCCGAAUUGUUACGACAGGGUGUGUGAUCAAUACACAGGCGUCUGUACAAAUGGAUGUUCACCAGAAUACAUCCCACCAUAUUGCUUACAAAAAUAUCCAUAUCUCUUAAAUCCACCUGCACUAAUAUCAAGCAAGUAUGAAUCAUUAGAAAUAUUAUGUGAUUUUCAAUCUUCUAAUGUAAUGAAUGAAGAUAAAAAUAUAAAGUUGAAAUAUUAUCAAAUAGUUUAUAAGGCAUUAGGAGAAGAGAAAUUUACCAAUUCUGAAAUCAAACCCAUUAUUGAAAAUAGCAAUGGAACCAACGAAAUCUUAAAUGAUUUAGAUGUAGACACUGUAUACUUAGUCGGUGUUCUGUUAAUAACAGAUGAUGGUAAUUUUAAUGAUCAAGAUAUAGUAUACGGCCAAUUCAAGACAUCGUGCAUACCACCAAAAAUUGAUGAUUUUAAUGUAACACUCGUAAGUGGAAUAAAAAGCAUCAACAUAACAUGGAACAAAAUUAGUACUUCUGUUAACCCAUUAAAGUGCAAUAUUUUUGAAUAUUUAUUGAUGUUAUCGCACAAUCAGUCACAGAACCAAAUAUCUGGUGUACAGAAAAUAGUAUCAAAUUCAACUAGUGGUCACAAUAUCAACAAUCUUAUACCAGGUUAUCAAUAUGACAUACAAAUAAUUUUAAAUACAACUGAAGGACUAUUUUCAUCGCCUAUUUAUUCGGUUGCUCCACUUACAGGAAAUGAAUUCAAAGUUAAAGAAAUUACUACAAUCGGCGAGGAUGGAAAGAUCAAAGUAUUUUGGAAAUUAGGAUAUAUACAUGAGCGUUAUAAUGUCAUGGUAAAACCAUUAGUAAAUGAACCAAUCACGUACAUUUUAAGAUACAAAAUCAAACGAAUUCUCAGUUGUACUUCGCAUGAUUUAGAAAGCCAUUGGAUGUCGAUUACAAUUUCUAAUCAAACUAACUACGAAAUAUUAGACGUGGUUCCUAAUUCGCAAUAUUAUAUACAAGUCUAUAUCGCUGAAGAUAGUUUCGAUCAAAGAAAACAAACUAAGUACAUAUUGACGCCGACAUCAAAACCAAACAUAGCCCCGGAUCUUGAUCUUGAGAACCCAAUGUACAUAACUUAUAAUUCUGUAUUCGUUCGAUGGAAAUUCGAUUUUAUUAACUGUUCUAAACUGAAUGGGUUAUUUUCAACAUAUUUUGUGGAAUUAAAGGAGAAGAGUAAUAACUAUUUACAAGUAAAAGAAACGAAACAAAAUAAUAUUUUGUUUGAUAAUCUCAAAUCAAAUACGCAGUAUGAAUUGAAAGUGUUUAUAAAAACACACAAUGGAUAUAAUCCUGAACAUUUUUUAUUUAUCAAUUUCACAACAUUUGGAGUUUUAGGACCAGUGGAUGAUUUAAUGGUAUACAAAAAAAAUUUGAAAAACAAAGUAAUUGGACUUCGUUGGCACUAUCCAGAUAAUUCAAAGUUAGAUGGAUUUAUUGUUUCAUUUAAUGGUUCAUUUAAUACCUCUUUUAUCACACACGAAAAAAAUGUUACUAUUGUUCCACCAAUUAAGUGUUCGGCAUGGUCAGAAUAUUUCUGUUAUACAUUUUAUGUUUUUAGUGCCAGUAAUAAUUAUACGUUUAUAAUUCAGCCCAAGACACCAGAAUACCCAGAAGGUGGUUUAUCUUCGUCAAUUACUUUUACAAACAUUGAUGGGUCACCCGAUCCUCCAAGUAAUGUGAGAGUUAUCGGAAUUGGAAAAACAUUCAUUAAUCUUCAGUGGGAUAUUCCAUGGACAUUCAACGGUACAUUGGAAAUGUUUAUAAUUAAUAUAGAAGAAAUAGCAAGCCUUGAUAAGACGUGUUGUGUUUACUUAGCGCCGAUAGAAGUCCCAUUCGACGAAGAAGUGCCUUCUUAUAACUAUACGCUAAAGGAGCUACAACCAGGCUCAACAUAUUCAAUUAAUGUGAUAUCUGUAACAAUAUCACCGCAUUAUAGUUCUCCAGCAAGAAUUUAUGAAGUUACAACACUUUUAGAUGCUUAA
Melanaphis sacchari is the source of this 3213-nucleotide messenger RNA. RefSeq lists its product as uncharacterized. The record is from RefSeq and is a predicted model, not a curated record. NCBI's taxonomy places the organism in Eukaryota, Metazoa, Arthropoda, Insecta, Hemiptera, Aphididae. Bases 1 to 3213 code for a protein of 1070 amino acids. Gene Ontology annotation, molecular function: protein binding. The transcript is spliced from 21 exons.